AUGCGGCCGGGCCAGCCCCGCCGCCCCCCCCUCCCCGCGCACGCGCACGGUGCCGCCCCGGCGCCGCCGUCCAUCUGCGCGUGCGCGGCGCGCGGGGCCCGCGGUGCGCGGCGCCGUCCGGCCGGCGGUGCAUUGUGGGCGCGGGCCGAGGCAGUAAAAUGGGCGGACCUGGCGAACGAAGCGGCGCGCCCGGGCACGGGCCCGCCCUCGGGAGGGCCCUCUCCCGGCCGCCUCGACCCCCGCGGACGAGCGGCCGGACAAAGGGAGCGCCCGGCUGGGCCGCCGCGCUGUCCGCGGGGCGGGGGCCGGGCCGGGGCUGCGCCUGCAGGUGCCUCCGCUGGCGGUGCCGCCCGCGGGGGCGGGACGGUGCUCCCUGGGCGCGGACGGCGGGCCCGGGGCCGGGCACGGGCCCCGGGGGGGGCUCGGAGCCGCUUUGGGCCCCGCCUUGUCCAGGUGCUUUUAGGACUCAUUGUCCACAACUUUCACACCGCUGUAAAUCUUUCCUUCGCUUACACCCGUGUUAAUCCUUUCUCUAGCUGGGAGAAUAAUAGAACCGGUUAUAUAAAACGAGAAAAACCUGCCAUUGCUCCACCUGUCUUUGUAUUUCAGAAGGAUAAAGCACAGAAGUCCCCUGCAGAGCAAAAAGCUUUGUCGGAUUCAGGCGAGGACCCCCGGGGAGAGGUUGAGCCCCUCCACCAUGGUGUGGGUCAUGCAGAACCAGCUGGUGAGCGCGACUCUGAGCACCCUGCUCCCACUGUGGCCUCAGUCAGUGCUGCCCUGAGGCCCGCUGCUGAAGCCCAGCUUGCUCCUAUUCAACAAGAACUGGCAGGGAGAUCAGCAGAUGGAUCAAGUCCAGAAGAUGGAGAUGAAUCUGAUCGAGAGGAUGGAAAUUACUGUCCACCUGUAAAACGUGAGAGAACUUCAUCCUUAACUCAGUUCCCUCCUCAGUCAGUAACAAAGAACAAUGUCUUUAUGCCAUCAAGCUUCUGUGAACCCUCUACAGGCAAUUCUGACUCAGAACCAGAGGAGAAGAGCAGUGGAUUCCGGCUGAAGCCACCGAUACUUAUCCAUGGUCAGGCACCCAGUGCAGGUCUCCCCAGCCAGAAGCCGAAGGAACAGCAGCGCAGUGUGCUCCGUCCAGCAGUGUUACAGGCCCCACAGCCCAAAGCUUUCUCACAAAUGGUGCUUUGCAGUGGCACUAAUGGUGUAAAUAUCCUGCCAGAUUCUGCAGCCACAUCAGAAUUACCAAGUGAUGCAACACUGAAAAGUUCUGACUCUGAAGAGAAGGCAGGAGAAUGUCAGAAAAAGGAGUCCAACAAUGCUUCAGAUAACAGCUGUGAAAAGGCUGAACUAAAUGCACAGCAAGCAUUUGUAUUUGGGCAAAACUUAAGAGACAGAGUCAAGCUGGGAGAUGAGAGCGACGAAAGCGCCGACGUGCAGAACUCUGGCCUGCCCACAGCAGAUACACCUUCUGCCACCAACUACUUCCUACAGUACAUCAGUUCCAGUGUAGAGAACUCUACAAACAGUGCAGAUGCAUCGAGCAACAAGUUUGUUUUUGGACAGAACAUGAGUGAGCGAGUCCUAAGUCCACCAAAAUCAAAUGAAGGUAGUACAGAGAGUAAUAAGGAGAAUGCUGCUACAGAGUCUGGGUCUGAAUCGUCUUCUCAGGAGGCCACGCCAGAGAAAGCUAAUAAUAUUUCAGAAUCACUGGCAGAGUCUGCAGCAGCCUAUACUAAAGCCACAGCAAGGAAGUGUUUGUUAGCCAAGGUAGAAGUGAUUACUGGGGAGGAAGCUGAAAGUAACGUCCUACAGAUUCAGUGCAAGCUGUUUGUAUUUGAUAAAAGCUCUCAGUCUUGGGUGGAAAGAGGUCGAGGCCUCCUGAGACUCAAUGAUAUGGCCUCAACAGAUGAUGGAACGUUACAGUCUCGACUGGUGAUGAGGACUCAGGGGAGUCUCAGGUUAAUCCUAAAUACCAAGCUCUGGGCCCAGAUGCAGAUUGAUAAAGCCAGUGAGAAGAGCAUCCGGAUCACUGCCAUGGAUACAGAGGACCAGGGAGUUAAAGUUUUUCUUAUAUCAGCAAGCUCUAAAGACACAGGGCAGUUGUUUGCUGCUUUGCACCAUCGCAUCCUGGCCCUGCGGAGCAGGGUGGAACAGGAGCAGGAGGUUAAGAAUGUAGCACCUGAGCCAGAGGUAACACAGUCAAACGAGGAAGACAGUGAUGAUGAUGUCAUUGCACCUUCAGGAGCAGUUGGAAGUGGUCCUAAUGAUGAAGGUGAUGGGCAGAACGUUGGCAGCACAUAGCAGAUGUGAGCCAACCUGCUUGCAAGGCUGCUAUGAACACCAUCUUGCAGGCAUCUCUGGGUACCCCAGGCCAGCGAUUAUUUCAGGCAGUGUCGAAGGCUCCAGGACUAAAGAACUGUGCAUCCCUGUUCUGUUUGUUUGAUUUUUUUGGUCUGGAUCAGUAGAUUCCACACAAAAAAAAAAGCAGACUUGGAAACUACCUGAAUGUGGUUUGGGACGUUGAAAGCUCAUCAUAUUGAUGAGCAAAAAAAAACCAACAAACAAAACACACAAAAAAAACAAACACAAAAAAAAAACAAACACAAAAAGAAAACCAACCCCAGAACAAAACAAAAAAAUCCCCCAGCCAACCCCAAACAUUUCCCCCUCUUCCUUGUAAUUAAAAUGGCACAUUACAGCUUGUCACAGCUUUUCAUUGGGACCUUUUGACUGUUUCUUCAGUAGUUCGUGUCUUGCAGGCGCCUCCGAGAUAGAAAGAACCUUUUGAUGCGGUUCCAACUCGAAUUCUGCUUUUGCAGCCUCUGCUCCCCCUCGUGCAGGGAAGCCGUGUCCUCACCAGUUCCUAUGCUCACUGGCUGCCCUUUUGGGUUUCUCCUCUUUUUGGACUGCAGAUGGGGCAGGUUAUGUUUUUCCCUUUCAAUCCCAGCAGAGGUUGUGGACACCGUUGCUCCCUGUCUGGUGGGUUUGUAAACAGAGAGAAACAAAACAUUGUGGUUCACCAGAAAAGCUUUUUUUAACGCAGUCAUAAGAGACUUCAGAGCCCGCAGGAUGUUUUGCUAACUCCUUUCUUUCUUCCCAUUUCAUUAUUAUUAUUUGGGGAUUUAUAUUGUGGUGAAACUUUUUUUUAUUUUAGUUUUUUUCAAUAAGAUGCUCUUGUGUGUUGAAAAAGUGAAACUAUUGUUUUGUACUGUUCUGUUACUAUUUAAGGGAGAGCUAAGCCACUAUAAAUAAUAGAUGUUGCAUACAAUUUUUCUUAGAAAAUUAUGUUUCUGUGGCUACAGUAAAGUGUAGGAGGCAUACAGGUUACACCUUCAGAAAAGUUGAUGAGGAAAUAGCUGUUAGCCCUUGGAAGAAUAAAAUAGGCUCAUGUAAUGAGCUCUGCCAGCCAUUAAAAUAAAUUGUAUAAUAAAGCAGCUCAUUUAAUGGCUUGAUUCAACAAGCCAUUUAAGCACUUGCCUGACUUAACUACAUGUGAAUAAUCUUACUGAAGUCAAUGCAACUCUUCAUGCUUAAAGUUGAGGACAUUUUUAAGUAUCUCGCUGAAUUAAUGGCCUUAAAUAGAAAAUAUAACUUCUAACCCUUCCUGUCCCUGUUCUGUUUCCUUUUUCCCUGUUCAGUCUUGCAGCAUGAAGAAAAAGGUAAUACUGCCAGCCUUGAGUAGUUUGGGCUGAAGGUUAUUGUAUUCUGUUCCACCAAAAUAAAAGCAAGAAUGUGUUUUCCUGUGUGUAAUUCUGAAGUACUCCUACUGUAACCAUAACUCUUUUUUUUGUUUUGUUUUGUUUUUUAAUCUUUUGAGCUUUUCGUGUGAAAGUUGAGUUUUAUUUUGUUAUUAAAACAUACAGUAUGUUCUUGUCCAGCAAAGUUGGAAUUUGGUAGUCACCAACGACAGUGACCAGAUCACUUUCACUAUAAAUUCCCCAAAUUGUUCUACUUUCUUUAUAAAUAGUUUACUGGCAGAUAA
Messenger RNA from Manacus vitellinus (golden-collared manakin), 3985 nucleotides. RefSeq names its product RAN binding protein 3 (gene RANBP3). Gene Ontology annotation, cellular component: cytoplasm; nuclear pore. The record is from RefSeq and is a predicted model, not a curated record. Lineage: Eukaryota; Metazoa; Chordata; Aves; Passeriformes; Pipridae. Gene Ontology annotation, molecular function: GTPase activator activity. The transcript is spliced from 20 exons. The coding region runs from base 1 to 2304 and encodes 767 amino acids. Gene Ontology annotation, biological process: protein export from nucleus.